CAUUUUCAUUUCCACGCUAGACGUUGUACGCCGCAGUACGUUUGAACGCUCGUGUGCGCUGCCUCAGCUCGUGUGCUCAGCUCAUUUUGCAAUUGAUUUUUUUAUUUUUUUUUUGAAAAAAAAGUAAUGAAAACACCGACGACAAAAGUUUACAAUUGUUAAAAUCAAAUAUACGCAUUGCCAUAGAAAACUACGUAAAGUGCAAGAACAACAACAACAACAACAAAAAAAACCACCAACAAUAUCAUCAAAAACAACAACAGUAGCAGCCGCAACAAAACACGACGACAACGACAACGACGACGAUACAACAGCAGCGUUUGUUUAAUUAUUAGCAACAAAAAUAGCCGCAAUUAUAGCCAACAAUAAAAACGUAACGCAAAUAAAGGACAUAUCCUGGACAUAGUGAGGGUAACCCGUUGUCCGGCAGACUGCUAACUAAUCAAGGUGAGCAGCGGGAGUUGAGAAGGAGGAAAUCAAAAGAAUCAGCGCCGUGUAGAGCGCGCGCGCGUGUCAAGAAAUCAAAUCAAAUUUGUUUGGCAACACACAAAAUAGCAACAUUUUAAUCGAAACAAUGGACUUUAUGAUGGCUAACACGGGCGCCACCGGCGUGGAUACACAGGCGCAGCUAAUGCAGAGCGCUGCCGCGGCGGCUGCUGUUGCCGCAACAAAUGCGGCUGCGCCCGUGCAGAAUGCAGCGGCCGUUGCCGCCGCCGCCCAACUGCAGCAACAGCAGCAGCAGGUGCAGCAGGCGAUACUGCAAGUGCAGCAGCAGCAGACACAGCAAGCGGUCGCCGCAGCGGCCGCGGCCGUUACGCAGCAACUGCAGCAGCAGCAGCAGGCCGUUGUCCAGCAGGCCGUCGUGCAACAGCAGCAGCAACAGCAACAACAGCAGCAGCAGCAGCAGCAGGUCGUGCAGCAGCAGCAAGUGCAGCAAGUACAGCAGGCAGUUGUUGCCGUACAGCAGCAGCAGCAGCAGCAACAGCAACAACAGCAGCAACAGCAGCAGCAGCAGCAGGUCGUGCAGCAGCAGCAGCAGCAGGUCGUCCAGCAGCAGGUGCAACAGGCCAACACGAACGGCAACUCAGGCGGCGCACAGAACGGCAGCAAUGGCAGCACAGAGACGCGCACAAAUCUGAUUGUCAACUAUUUGCCACAGACCAUGACGGAGGACGAGAUACGUUCGCUCUUUAGCAGCGUUGGCGAAAUCGAGUCGGUCAAGCUGAUACGCGACAAAUCGCAGGUGUACAUAGAUCCGCUGAAUCCGCAGGCGCCCAGCAAGGGCCAGAGUCUGGGCUAUGGGUUUGUCAACUAUGUGCGUCCGCAGGAUGCGGAACAGGCGGUGAAUGUCCUCAAUGGACUGCGGCUGCAGAAUAAAACGAUUAAGGUGUCGUUCGCGCGUCCCUCAUCGGAUGCGAUCAAGGGCGCCAAUCUGUAUGUGUCGGGCCUGCCCAAAACGAUGACCCAGCAGGAGCUGGAGGCCAUAUUUGCGCCAUUCGGUGCCAUCAUAACGUCGCGCAUCCUACAAAAUGCCGGCAACGAUACGCAGACCAAGGGCGUUGGCUUUAUACGCUUCGAUAAGCGAGAGGAGGCGACCCGUGCGAUUAUUGCCUUGAACGGCACCACGCCCAGCAGCUGCACCGAUCCGAUUGUGGUAAAGUUCUCGAACACGCCCGGCAGCACCAGCAAGAUCAUCCAGCCGCAACUGCCCGCAUUCCUCAAUCCGCAGCUAGUGCGGCGAAUUGGCGGCGCAAUGCAUACGCCCGUCAACAAGGGCCUGGCACGCUUCUCACCGAUGGCCGGCGAUAUGCUGGACGUGAUGCUGCCGAAUGGCCUGGGCGCCGCAGCGGCGGCAGCGACAACGCUCGCAAGCGGACCCGGCGGCGCAUAUCCCAUAUUCAUCUACAAUUUGGCGCCCGAAACGGAAGAGGCGGCGCUCUGGCAGCUGUUCGGUCCGUUCGGUGCUGUGCAAUCCGUUAAGAUCGUUAAGGAUCCCACAACGAAUCAGUGCAAAGGCUACGGUUUCGUUUCCAUGACCAACUACGAUGAGGCCGCCAUGGCCAUACGGGCCCUCAAUGGCUACACCAUGGGCAAUCGUGUGCUGCAGGUCAGCUUCAAGACCAACAAGGCCAAGUAAAGUGUGUGUGUGUGUGUGCCUCUCUCUAAGCCGGGGCCAAAACGGGACGCUAACCAGGGAGCCAAGGAGCAGCCAGCUGGAGUGCAACUACACACAAACACACGCAUACUUAUCUAGUUUAUACACACACACACUCACACACACACACACACACACACACACACACACAGACACGUCACUUAUACAUAUAUAAAUAUGCAUGGUCUAACAAUAACUAAGCGCAACAACAAUGCCUGUGUUUAACACACACACACACACCUACACACACCCUCACACACACCCACACCUACACACAGUACACAAAGACAUGCAGGCACGCCCCUUUGCGGGGCGUGUCGUCUGGCUUCAAAUCGCGUCUAAACAACGAAACGACGGCCCAAAAUGCCGGCCGUUGCAAUAGCAAAAUUCUUGUUUAGCAUUUAAGUAAAACUCGAAAGAAAGCUAAACUUAACUAAACUAAAAUUUAAAAAAAAAAAAAAAAAAACAAAAAAAAAAACAAA
Molecule: messenger RNA, 2637 nt
Organism: Drosophila virilis
Lineage: Eukaryota; Metazoa; Arthropoda; Insecta; Diptera; Drosophilidae
Gene: elav
Product: embryonic lethal abnormal vision
Cellular component (GO): ribonucleoprotein complex
Molecular function (GO): RNA binding
Source: RefSeq, a predicted model, not a curated record